This is a messenger RNA of Alosa sapidissima (American shad), 1839 nucleotides long. RefSeq names its product somatostatin receptor type 2. Gene Ontology annotation, biological process: cellular response to glucocorticoid stimulus; regulation of insulin secretion; neuropeptide signaling pathway. Gene Ontology annotation, molecular function: neuropeptide binding; somatostatin receptor activity. The coding region runs from base 109 to 1155 and encodes 348 amino acids. The transcript has a single exon. Gene Ontology annotation, cellular component: membrane; neuron projection. The record is from RefSeq and is a predicted model, not a curated record. NCBI's taxonomy places the organism in Eukaryota, Metazoa, Chordata, Actinopteri, Clupeiformes, Clupeidae.
CACUCACACACACUCACACACACACUUCCACACACACACUCACUGACCGCUCCGCAGGGGAUACCCUCCUGGACAGCGUCAGCUGGGUCUCUGGACGAGUCGGCUGAGAUGGCGUCCGUGGCGAGCGCGUGGUCCGAGACGUCGUCGCUGGCGUGGGCGGUUACCGUGGGCGACGGAGUGGACGGGGCGGACGACGGAGUGGACCUUCUGAGUGUCCUGCAGGGGGCGCUCUACCUGCUGGUGUGCGUGUGCGGGCUGGCGGGGAACGUGCUGGUGGCGGUCGCCGUGGUGAUGAGGGACCGGCUGGCGUCGGCCACUAGCGUGUACGUGCUGACCCUGGCGCUGGCCGACGGCCUCUUCAUGCUCGGCCUCCCGCUGCUCGCCACCCAGACACUGCUGGGCCGAUGGCCGUUCGGGGAGGCCGCGUGCCGCUUGACCAUGGCGCUGGACGGCAUGAACCAGUUCACCAGCGCCUUCUUACUCGCCGCCAUGGGGCUGGACCGCUACGCUGCGCUGACCGCUCCACUGCGCUGGUGGGCCUGGCGGUCUCCGCGGCGGGCGGGGCUGGUGGCGUCGGCGCUCUGGCUGCUCUCGCUGACCCCCGUGUUGCCCGUGGCGACGCGCUUCUCGGCGCGGAGCGGCUACUGUGCUCUGGACGCGGAGCUGAUGGAGGGGGCCGGCGGCCUGCUGUUCCUGACCAGCGCCUUCCUGCUGGGCUUCGCGCUGCCGCUGGGCGUCAUGGUGAGCACGUGUGGGGCGUUGGCGUGGCGACGGCAGGCCGGGGCGGUCGUCACGGAGACGGAGCGGGCGGAGCGGCAGGUGGGGGUCAUGGUGGCGGCGGUGGCCGGCGUCUUCGGGGUCUGCUGGCUGCCCUUCUACCUGCUCAACUUCCUGUCGCUGUGUCUGGACGCGGCGCUGCUGGACGAGGGGUUUGUGAGGGCCUUCGAGGCGGCCGUGCUGCUGUCGUACGCCUGGAGCUGCGCCAACCCCGCCCUCUAUGCCCUCCUCUGCCCCACCCUCAGACGACACUUCUCCACCCUGCUCUGCCCCCACAAGCACCCCCCCACGUCCCACACACACACACGCACACACACACACACUGAGCGCUACCACCUCAAUGACACCGCCCUACCUGACCCAGGUGAGGUGGUGUAACACUACACACCUGAACCACACUGCCCUACCUGACCCAGGUGAGGUGGUGUGAGGACAUCUUCACAAGGCUCCAACAGCGACAGGUGUGGACAUUUUCACCUGAGCUGACCGCUUGUGUUCCGUAACUAUGCAUCUCUGAGUUGACCGCUUGUGUUCCGUAACUACGCAUCUCUGAGCUGACCACUUGUGUUCUGUAACUACACAUCUCUGAGCUGAAGUCGUAGCAGGACAGAAACUCCAUAAUAAUCAUCUCUCGAGUGACAGAGGAGGUGCCAGGCGGUGAGUGACAGCCAAUCAGGAUGCAGGGUGGAUCAUCCAGAACAGCGCCCUCUGGAAUCUCUGCUGUGGAUUACACACACACACACACACACACACACACACAUAGAUAGUAAUGCUUCAAUACUGUAAUGACUGGCAUUGCUAUGCUAGCCCAUAUAGUUCCAGGCUAUUUGUCUUCAGCUCUAGUGCUACACUGAUGGACAACACAAAUGUUUAGCUCAUAUACGUUAGAGGAACAACGCAAAAUGAAAUAUUAGCUUCACUGAAUAAGCUAGGUUAUUUACUGAGUUCAGUAUUGUGUAAAUGGUGUUUACUUGUUUGGAUAAUCAUUUUAGGCAUUUUUACCCUACUAAAUAAUCUAGGCUGUUUACUGAGUUACUUAUUCUGUAAGUGGUGUUGACUUGU